Messenger RNA from Salvelinus namaycush (lake trout), 4180 nucleotides. Its product is annotated as phosphorylase b kinase regulatory subunit alpha, skeletal muscle isoform-like. The coding region runs from base 1 to 3426 and encodes 1141 amino acids. Gene Ontology annotation, molecular function: calmodulin binding. Lineage: Eukaryota; Metazoa; Chordata; Actinopteri; Salmoniformes; Salmonidae. The record is from RefSeq and is a predicted model, not a curated record. Gene Ontology annotation, biological process: glycogen metabolic process. The transcript is spliced from 30 exons. Gene Ontology annotation, cellular component: phosphorylase kinase complex.
AUGAGGAGCCGUAGUAACUCUGGGGUGAAACUCGACAAUUAUGCGCGGAUGGUUACGAAAACAAUACUUCGUCACCAGGAUCCGGUGACGGGGCUUCUCCCAAGGGACCCGGAGACCCACCAUGCCUGGGUCCGGGACAAUGUCUACGGCAUCCUGUCUGUGUGGGCCCUCAGCCUGGCCUACCGCAAGAACGCUGACCGAGAUGAGGACAAGGCGAAGGCCUACGAGCUGGAACAGAAUGUAGUUAAACUCAUGAGGAGCCUGCUGCAGUGUAUGAUGAGGCAGAUUGACAAAGUGGAGAAGUUUAAAUACAGCAAGAACAAAUCUGACUGCCUGCACGCCAAGUAUGAUUCCCAGACAACUGCCACGGUGGUGGGAGACGAUGAGUGGGGUCACCUGCAGGUGGAUGCCACCUCCAUAUUCCUGCUCUUCCUGGCCCAGAUGACUGCAUCAGGCCUUCACAUCGUCUACACUCGGGAUGAGGUGGACAUCAUCCAGAAUCUUAUGUUCUACAUCGAGGCUGCGUAUAAAGUGGCAGAUUUUGGAAUGUGGGAACGUGGGGACAAGACAAACCAGGGGAUCCCGGAGAUCAACGUCAGCUCAAUCGGCAUGGCGAAAGCUGCACUUGAGGCCCUGGAUGGCCUCAAUCUGUUUGGCGCCAAGGGGGGUCAUGAAUCUGUAGUCCAUGCAUUAGCUGAUGAUAUUCAGCGCUGCACGUCGAUCCUUAGUUCCAUGUUGCCAAGAGCUUCCACGUCCAAAGAGGUGGAUGCUGGGGUUCUGUCCAUUAUCUCGUACCCAGCGUUCGCUGUGGAAGACAUUGACAUCGUUAAUAUGACCAAGGAGGAAAUCAUUUCCAAGUUGCAGGGGAGAUAUGGAUGCUGCAGGUUCCUCAGAGAUGGACACAAAACCCCCAAAGAGAACCCCAGUCGCAUAUAUUAUGAGUCAUCUGAGCUGAAGCUCUUUGAGAAUAUUGAAUGUGAGUGGCCACUUUUCUGGACUUACCUCAUUCUGGAUGGGAUCUUCAUCAACAGCCCUGAGCAGGUCCAAGAAUACAGAGAUGCCCUGGAGGCUAUUAUGAUCAAACAGAAGGAUGGCCUUAGCCUAUUGCCUGAGCUCUAUAGUGUCCCUGCAGACAAGGUAGAUGAGGAGUAUGUGAAUCCCCAUUCUGUAGAGAGAGUUCCCAUGGGCAAGUUACCUCUGAUGUGGGGACAGUCUCUGUACAUACUGGGAAACCUGAUGGCUGAUGGUUUUUUAGCCCCAGGAGAGAUUGAUCCUCUGAACAGACGGUUGUCCACUGUAUCCAAACCUGAUGUUGUGGUUCAAGUGUCCAUCUUAGCUGAGACGGACCACAUCAAACAUCUGUUGAUGAAACAAGGGAUAGAUGCUGAGACCUUGGAGGACUUCCAUCCUAUCAGAGUCCAGCCCUCCAGGGUGUUGAGCCACAUCUAUGCAAGGCUAGGUCGCAACCAGAGACUAGGCCUCACUGGGAGACCAUACAGACGCAUUGGCAUUCUGGGGACAUCAAAAUUCUACAUCAUCCGUGACACCGUCUUCUCCUUCACCCCUCAGUUCAUUGAUCAUCAGGAAUUCUACUUGGCAUUGGACAACCACAUGAUAUUGGAGAUGCUUCGUAAUGACCUUUCCUACCUGGCUUCCUGCUGGAGAAUUACCGGCUGUCCCACGGUCUCCUUCCCUAUCUCAUCCAAUAUGCUCACUGAUGACCAUGAAGAGGUGGACCCUGCAGUACUAGCCGUUCUGAGAAAACUGCAAGAUGGUUAUUACGGAGGAGCGAGGGUUCAGACAGGGAAACUGUCCAAGUUCAUGAAUACUUCCUGUUGCUCUCAACUGUCCUUCAUGGACGAUGGUGAGCAGGGUGGUGACUACAGUGGUCACCAUGACAACCGUAUAAACCACACACACACACGGUCACCAUCUAGGUAUCAUGACAAUGUUCCUCUGACCUCUCCCUCCACAGACGUGCACAUGUACCUCCCAACCAAACUGUUUCGCUCCCGUCAGCCAAGCCUUCACCUGGUGGAUGGCUCAAAUGCCACACCUCCAGCCCAGAUGAAUCUGCCCAGGGACACGACUGGAGCUAUAGACUACCAGGCCCUGGUGCAGGUGCUGAAGCAGACCCAAAACCUUCAGGAUCAGGCCGACAUCCUCUACAUUUUCUUCAAAGACAAGGGUAUGGACUGGGACACUAAGCUGCACGGUAAAGGCUCCACUGUUAGACGGCUGCUGAGCAGUCUGUAUGACAAGGCUGGGAACCUGAAACACUGGGGCCUCGUCCGCAUGAUCUCUGGCAUGCUCCGGAAGAAAGUGGAGGAGCUGGAUGAGGCCUGUUCAGAUCUGCUGGCCCACCAGAAGCACCUGACAGUGGGUCUCCCCCCUGAGCCAAGGGAGAAGACCAUUUCAGCCCCCAUGCCCCCUGACAAGCUGGCAAAGCUAAUUGAUGUGGCCAGUGAAAAUAAUCUGACCAUCGCCAUUCUCACUCAGGAGAUUAUGGUGUUCCUGGCAAUGUGUAUCCGCACCCAGCCAAAACUCUUCAGUGAGAUGUUCCGUCUCAGGAUCGGACUGAUCAUCCAGGUCAUGGCUACUGAGCUGGCCCAGUCUCUCAACUGCUCUGGCGAGGAGGCCACUGAGUGUCUGAUGAACAUGAGCCCUUCAGAGCUAAAGAACCUCCUGCACCACAUUCUCAGUGGGAAAGAGUUUGGGCUGAUGAAGAGCGUGCGUCCGGGCGCAACAGGUACAGACUCCAUUGCCAUCCAGGAUAUUUCGCCUAACUCUAAGAGUGUGGGCGGGAGCAAACAUCUGAGUAAAGUGAGAAAGCUGCGGUACAGACUCCCAUCCAUCGAGUCGUUGCAGAGUGCUACAGAAAAGAUGGCAGUGAGAGACAGCCGCCAUGGCCAGUGGUUACGUAGGAGACGUCUAGACGGAGCCCUCAACAGAGUCCCUGUUGGCUUCUACCAGAAGGUCUGGUCCAUCCUCCAGAAGUGUGACGGUCUAUCUAUUGUGGGGUGCAUUCUUCCAGCGUCAACCACAAGAGAGAUGACCCCCGGUGAGAUCAAGUUUGCGGUGCACGUGGAGACGGUGCUGAAUCGCGUGCCCCAGCCAGAGUACCGCCAGCUGCUGGUGGAGGCCAUACUGGUGCUCACCCUGUUGGCCGAGGUGGAGCUGGAGAGCAUCGGCAGUGUCAUCCAUGUAGAUAAGAUAGUCCACAUGGCCAGUGAAAUGUUCUACCACGACCAGAAAGUGCUGGGGGCUGACGACAACCUUCUGGAGAAAGAUCACUCCAACGGGAUCUGCAGGCUGCUGUAUGACAGCGCCCCUAGUGGCCGCUACGGCACUAUGACCUACCUCUGUAAAGCUGUGUGCACCUACGUCCAGGACUUCUUGCCAAGCGGUGCAUGUGCCAUCCAAUGAGCUUCUAUUCGUCUGGGCCCUCCAAUUAGCUAACAGCAACACAUACUGUAGUAGGGCUCAGAACCUGAGAAAGGCUGAUUUUUAUCUAGUCACUCGACCUUUUCAUCAUGGAGGUUAAUUUGUUUUGAUAUAUCACAUAUCCCAGCAAGCCUGUGCCUGACCUGAACAAUCGCUGUGAGGGAUCCCAGUAUUUUAAAUACAAACUUCCUCUGAUAAUAUGGCAGAUUAUUCUCAGAAAAAUGCAUGAAGCUAGGUUUCCAGACUCGUUGUUAUUCACAGCAGGUAGAUGUUUCUUACCAUAAAGAUGGUGCACCGUGAUUCUAUGUCAGAGUGAGCGAUUGUUGCAAUACUAGUGGUAGUGCUGCUUUUGAAAAUGAUCAUUUUCCGAUUGUGUUUUUGUGACAGGUGUACUGUAUGGAUCUCUGAUUAAUACAGUGUAGUGGCAAUCUUCAUCUUGUACACUUUGUGAGUGACAGUGCUUCAAGGCUCUCUCAUAGCCAACUCAUAUGAUCCAAUCGGACAAUUAUUCAUGAGUAUGAAUGAUGCUUUAACCUGCCGAUGUUAGCUGUCAAGGUGAUUAUCUGUAUAUCCAAUAGAAACAUGCAUUGCACAUCUAACCAACAAGCUGUCACUGGUGAAAGAUACAGAGGCUACAGUGAGCAGCAAGAUGAGGACCGCUGCAAAAUAACGACAUAAAACCUGAGCAACAUAUGACAUUUUAUUCAAUUGUCUUCCAAAAACAACAACCUCUGCA